Phytophthora sojae is the source of this 3075-nucleotide messenger RNA. RefSeq lists its product as hypothetical. Lineage: Eukaryota; Oomycota; Peronosporomycetes; Peronosporales; Peronosporaceae. Gene Ontology annotation, molecular function: protein binding; beta-glucosidase activity. The coding region runs from base 1 to 3075 and encodes 1024 amino acids. Gene Ontology annotation, biological process: glucan catabolic process. The transcript has 5 exons. The record is from RefSeq and is a predicted model, not a curated record.
AUGAGUCUGCGGAAGCUGAAGUGGCGAGGCAUCGGCCGCCUAGAAUUACUUGCAUGGAUCAAUGACUUCUUAGAGACCGAUUACACCAAGAUUGAGCAUCUCGCAGACGGGAUCGCUUACUGCCAAAUUUUCGAUGCCUUGUACCCGGGCAAAGUCAACCUGCAGAAGUUGAACUUUCAUGCUAGAACCGAAAUGGAGUUCGAGCGAAAUUUGAGGGUGCUUCGACGCACAUUCCACCUGUGCGAGAUCAAAAAGGAAAUCCCCAUUCGAAAGCUUAUCCAAGGUGUUUUUCAGGAGCAUUUCGAGUUUCUGCACUGGGUUCAUGACUACGCCCAUAAGACCUGCCCGGACGCCGUUCGUUCCUACCAUGGCUUUGAGCGUCGUCAAGAGGCCUUGAGGCAGUCGUUCUCCCAGGCAAAGAGCAACACAACCAACACCAACCUGAUCCCGAAGUAUUCGAACUCUAUGAAGGCUCCAUGUGAACUUUACAUUGGGGCUUUUGCACCGGGUACAGAAGAAUUCGAAGAUGCAUCAAGCUCAGCCGAACAACCAACUUCAGCCGAGGUUAGCGAGGAAGAAGAUGGAGUUUUAGCUCCAGAUGGGGGCGAAGAACUCGAUGGAAUGGAUCCUGCUUUACGCGUUAUUCGACCCCGAGAGCUCCCUGUCCAGCAGCUCACUUUUCAACUCACUCGCGACCUAGCUCCAGGCAACACGGCUGUGACUGCGAUCGCAAAAGCUCGCAAGAUGUUCAAGAUGUGGCUGUCGGCGCUGUGCUGCACCGCCCUUGGGCUUGUAGCAGAAGCCAUGGCCGACGAUUUUGACGCUCAAGCUGAAGCCAUCGUGGCCAGCUUCACGACGGAGCAAGUUCUCGGCCAAAUGGCGCAGAUCCCGAUCUACAGUUUCAUGAACGCCGACAACACGCUCAACGAGACGUUGUUCCGCAACUACGCCAAGCUCAAGAUCGGCUCGUAUAACUUGAUCCCCUUCAACGAUGCAACCAACGACGUCACCGGUGAAUACGGCUGGACUGCACCGGAGUGGAGAAAGGUGAUAACCCGCAUCCAAGAGAUCGCCAUGGAGGAGAACGACGGCGUCCCGAUGAUAUACGCGCUCGACUCGGUCCGCGGAGCCAACCACGUCAUGAAUACGACCAUGUUUGGUGCUCAGAUCAACGCCGGCGCCUCUUUCAACCCUGACCUCGUGUACAAGCAAGGCGUGAUCACUGGUCAGGACACGCGUGCGGCAGGUAUUUCCUGGAUCAUGGGGCCUGUUCUCGAGAUCUCGCACAACCCGCUGUGGCCGAGAACCUUCGAGACGUUCGGUGAAGACCCGUACCUUGUCACGGUCAUGGCUGAAACUAUCACGAGGGGUUUGCAGAGCUCCAACGAGACGGCUGCGUGCCUCAAGCACUUCGUAGCGUACUCGAAAACGCCUACCGGGCACGACCAGGACGGAGUCGCCAUUUCCGAUUACGACUUGCUCAACUACUUCCUCCCGCCGUUCAAGCGCUCUAUGGAGGCAGGGGCUCUGUCGACCAUGGAGAACUACAUCUCGGUCAACGGAGUCCCAACGAUCGCGAACAACAGGAUUCUCCAGGUCUUGUUGCGUGAAGACAUCGGGUUCGACGGCGUGGCGCUCAGUGACUUUGGCGAGAUUGGCAUGAUGAAUACCUUCCACCGAGUUGCUCGGGACACCAACGAGGCUGUCCGGUUCUCCUACACGCACACCGGAAUCGACAUGGCCAUGGGGUCCGACACCGCGUACCUCAACGGAACCACCGUUCUCGUUGAAGAGAGCCCCGAAUAUCUCGAUCGUAUGAAGGAGACUGCCAAGCGCGUGAUCAAGAUGAAGCUCAAGCUCGGACUGUACGACAACCCGGUACCUGGUGCCGACGACGUCGCAAAGGUGCACAGCGAAGAGGACAUUGCCACAGCGUUGGAGCUCGCUCGGGAAUCGAUCGUGUUGCUGCAGAACAAUGACAGCACGCUGCCUAUUUCAACCUCGGCUUCAGUGUUCCUGACUGGCCACUCGGCCCACAACAUUGGCAACCAAUGUGGCGGAGUCUCUAUCUGGUGGCACGGGUGCUCAGGCAAUGACAACUUCCCGAACGGCAUCUCCGUCAAGGAGGGCAUGGAGGCCAUUGCCGGAAGUGACAAGGUCACCUACUUCAAUGGCCUGGAUUCGGACGGAAACUACUCGGAAGCCAACAUGACCACCGCCAAGCAGUACGCCAGCCAGGCCGAGUACACCAUCGCUGUCAUUGGUGAGCACCCGUACGCUGAGAAGACCGGCGACUUGGACGACCUCGCUCUCCCUGCUGGCCAGAUCGAGUACGUCAAAGAACUCGCGUCCACCGGUACCAAGGUCAUUGUUGUCCUCUUCGAGGGUCGUCCGCGACUUCUUGGAGACCUGCCGGAGAACGUGCACGCCGUUGUCAAUGGUCUGCUCGCUUGCGAACAGGGCGGCAAGGCGAUGGCGGAGAUCAUCUACGGCCAAGUCAACCCCAGCGGACGCAUGCCGAUCACCUACCCGAAGGAUGCCGGCAACAUUCUGAUCCCGUACAACCACCGCGUCUCGACGCAGUGCGCCGACUCGGAGUAUUGCGAGAUGCAAUGGGACUUCGGCACCGGCCUCAGCUACACCGACUUCACCUACUCCGACCUGACGCUCAGCAAGACGAACGUCACGUCCAGCUCCGACUCCAUCGACGUGUCGGUGGUCGUGACGAACUCUGGCAGCAUGGCCGGCAAGGAGACGGUGAUGCUGUUCCUGACGCAGCCGUACCGCUCCAUCUCGGUGCCGGAGGUGAAGCAGCUCAAGAAGUUCUCCAAGAUCAGCCUGGAGGCCGGUGCGUCGCAGACGGUGAACUUCACGCUGACGGCGGACGACUGGAGCGUGUACAAGCCCCAGAUCGGCGAGGGUUUCAAGCAGGUGGCGGAGGACACGGACUACGUGAUCGCGAUCAAGCCGGAGACGGACUGCGACGUGUACAACGAGACUGCUGCGGCGAACCCGUUGUGCGCUACGUUCACGCUGCAGACCGGUGAGUACCUCUACGGAGUAUUCCUCGAGUAA